Phragmites australis (common reed) is the source of this 1055-nucleotide messenger RNA. Its product is annotated as protein DMP2-like. Lineage: Eukaryota; Viridiplantae; Streptophyta; Magnoliopsida; Poales; Poaceae. The coding region runs from base 138 to 725 and encodes 195 amino acids. Gene Ontology annotation, biological process: endomembrane system organization. The transcript has a single exon. The record is from RefSeq and is a predicted model, not a curated record.
GUACACCUACAUAAAUCAUCGCCAUCCACUAGGCUUUACUCACACCUACAAGCUUAGAGCCAAGAACGCCAAGAAGCAUCGCAGUUCGCAAUCGGUCACGCAAGAACUAGCUAGGAGAGGAAGGCAUCGACCGAGCGAUGGCGGCGCCGAGGAGCGUGAGCGUGGCGGACCGGGCGCUCCGCGGGGUGGCGGACCUGAUCAAGCUGCUCCCCAGCGGCACGGUGUUCCUGUUCCAGUUCCUGACACCGCUCGUCACCAACAACGGCCACUGCACGGUCUUCAACAAGGUCCUCAGCGGCGCGCUCGUCGCGCUCUGCGGCGCCUUCUGUGCCUUCUCCUCCUUCACCGACAGCUAUGUGGGCUCCGACGGCCGCGUCUACUACGGCGUCGUCACGCGCCGCGGGAUCCGCACGUUCGCGUCCGACCCGGACGCGGCCUCACGGGACCUGUCGGCGUACCGCCUCCGCGCGGCGGACUUCGUGCACGCGGGGCUGUCGCUGCUGGUGUUCGCCACCAUCGCGCUGCUGGACACGGACACCGUGUCGUGCCUGUACCCGGCGCUGGAGGUGAGCGAGCGCACCAUGAUGGCCGUGCUGCCGCCGGUCGUCGGCGGCGUCGCGGGGUACGUGUUCAUGAUGUUCCCCAACAACCGGCACGGCAUCGGGUACCAGCCCGCGCGCGCCACCGAGGACUUCGAGCACAAGUACGAGCCCAACCAGGCGUGAUGGGUCGUUGUUUGGGUCUCAAACAGUCAAGCCUCGAGUCAAGUAUGGUCUGUGGAAAGUGUCGGCAUGACGUGUCGUUUUGCUUUGUUAUUUGAAUUUAAGUUUGUUCUGCCACCUGUGGGGCGAUUGAUUGGCUUUGCCGGCCAGCAAGCACCUCCUUUUAGCUUGUAAUCGUCAAUGCAUUCUUGUCCAAAGAUUAAGCUUACCUUUUCUCCCGGACUUCGAGUUGAUUAUCUGACGUGGCGAAUCAACGCCACAAGUCACACAAAGUAGUCUUAUGUUUGCCACAUGGGCACAUGGUAGGUCCACUAAGAUUUUGCUGUGGCCAAU